AUGGUCUCUUUUGCUUACUUAUCAUUUCCCUGCUUCCUUCUUUUAGCCUAUCUCAUCCCCUCAAUCAAUGCAGCUACUUUCGAAAUCCGAAACCAGUGCCCUUACACUGUUUGGGCCGCGGCUGUUCCCGGUGGUGGCCGAAGACUCGAUCGAGGCCAAUCAUGGACCAUCACUGUGAGGGCCGGAACAAAAGGUGCCCGUAUUUGGGCACGGACCAACUGCAAUUUUGAUGGGGCUGGGCGGGGUAGGUGUGGGACAGGUGAUUGCAAUGGGCUCUUACAAUGCCAAGUCUACGGUCAACCCCCUAACACACUGGCUGAAUAUGCCUUAAACCAAUUCAACAACUUAGACUUCUUUGACAUCUCUCUUGUUGAUGGCUUUAAUGUUCCUAUGGACUUUAGUCCAGUAUCAGGCAACUGCCGUGGAAUUAGGUGCGCAGCUGAUAUCAAUGGACAGUGCCCAAAUCCGCUUAGGGUCCCAGGAGGCUGCAACAAUCCAUGCACUGUUUUUAAGACUGAUCAAUAUUGUUGCAAUUCUGGGAAUUGUGUCCCAACAGAUUACUCAAGGUUUUUCAAGCAGAGGUGCCCUGAUGCUUAUAGCUAUCCCAAGGAUGACCCAACAAGCACCUUCACUUGCCCUGGUGGAACUAAUUAUAGGGUCAUAUUCUGCCCUUGA
Messenger RNA from Dovyalis caffra, 675 nucleotides. NCBI's taxonomy places the organism in Eukaryota, Viridiplantae, Streptophyta, Magnoliopsida, Malpighiales, Salicaceae. The record is from the annotation of a GenBank genome assembly.